AUGUACUUCAGACCGGCCAUUACUCCAUUCACACGAUCUCUGUUGGCUACUUCUUCGGCUGCCAUACUCAAAUGGGGCAUCAUCUUGGGCGCCGAACAUGGUCCAGCCAACUUAGUCGAAGAGGAUGCAGUUUACGGUUCAGGUUCCUGCUUGACUAUCGCGACCCUCGCUGGAGCCGCUAGGAAAAACGAGUCCGAAGACUGGCACUGGAAGCUUCCGGGAGCACGCACACACUGGAAGAGCAGCAUCAUUCGGAUGAAAGCUCUGUAUGUUCAAACAGGUGUUCUGACUGAUUACGACUCUGAUCAGGGAGCUUUUAACAACGUCAAAUGCCACGUGAAUAAAUAUGGAUGUGGUGGAUUUUAG
Messenger RNA from Dibothriocephalus latus, 366 nucleotides. The record is from the annotation of a GenBank genome assembly. NCBI's taxonomy places the organism in Eukaryota, Metazoa, Platyhelminthes, Cestoda, Diphyllobothriidea, Diphyllobothriidae.